AUAUCCACGUGUCCGAUGACGUCAGCUUACUGUGGUCCCCUCACCGAACCCUUUAAAACUCUCCGUUCAGCCCUAUGCGCCAAAAACACACACCUCUCUCUCUCUCUAUAUAUAUAUCUCUCUCUCUCUCACACAUCUCUCUCUAACUCUCUCUCUCUCUAUAUCGAUCGAUCAAGCACUCGCACCGUCAAUCGGAACUCAGAAAGUCAUCUGAUGAUGGGAAGUGGUAGAACAAAAGAAAAUGGCAAGGCGCCUGCAUAUGCUAGUAGCAUUUCUCCAAACACGCAUCCACCUAGCAGUAUGACUCUUCUUGACGGAAAUGUUAAUGAAGAAAAUUUCGAUUCCAUUCUAGAUAUGCCUUUCUCUAUUGCUGGUUGGGAGGAUAUUCAUCGGGCUGUUGCACAAGGACCCCCUGAAACUAUCAGAAACCCUAGGGCUUACUCAACGGACCUUAAUAGCUUUCAGAAUCCCCAAAUUAACCCAAGUUCCAAUAGUUCUAAUACAAAUCUUCAAGCUGUUCCAUUAUUGCCCGAAUGGAACAUGGGAUGGGGUCAACAAUAUAUGAAUCAAGGGAAUAAUGGAGAAUCGAGUUUCGGAUCUUUUAAUAGACCACAGGUAAAUAGAGAUGUUACCGGUUCAUCUUCUGUAUAUUUCCCUAUAGACACUGCACCAGUGCAUACUCGAAACAAUGUCAAUUUGAAUACCAAUCAAAGUGGGUUUCAAGGGAAAUUUGAGGGCAGUUUUUUGAGUCUUGGACUUGGAGGUACCUCGGAUACCGUGUCUAGCUCGCAACUGGAUAGCAGAGAGAUAUCUAAUAAGCUUAAAGAAGCAGCUUCAAAUGAGUUAAAGAUAGCUCGUAUGGGUUCCCAGAUUAACUAUAGUGGCUUUUCUAAUCAGUAUAGUCAUGUCGGUCGAAUGUCCCCAACCAUCAAUGAGUUUGGAUCCCCUUCAACUGAGUUAAAGAUGGUUAAUGCUCGAAAAGCUACAGGUCAAACUGUAGAUGCUGACUUUAUGGCUUUUCAAAGAAACAAUAGUGGUUUCCCUAAUCAGUUUAGUAAUGUGGAUCGAAUGCCCUCAAUUAACUAUGAGGCUGGACUUCAUAGUACGUUAAAUAGUGGGCUGGGUUCUAGCAGGCAAAGUAUUUUACACAUGCAACAACAUGAUAACAGGAAUAUAAGGUCUGGUGAUAUGGAUCGUUAUAAAGGCAAUCAGCCUGUGCAUCCCACAACUCUUGGUGGGAAUUCUGCUCACUUUAAUUCCCGACAACAUAACUUGAAACCCGAGUCUGUUAAACCUUCAUGGAUGACCUCUAAUCAUACACCUGAGCAGCUACAAUAUGUUCGUUCUACAACUGCCAACAUCCCAAAUUUUGCAGGUAAGCAAGGACAAGCUAUAUCACAAAAUGCUACGCCCAAUCAAGUUCUUGGGGGUAAUCAGUAUUCUCAGAGGACAAAAACCCCUCAGGUAUCUUGGGUAGGCUGUGGUCCAGCUGGCCUCAAUGCACCGUUUCCCAAAAGGCUGGGAGUUGAGUCCAGUGUAAGAAGUAGCCCUCGAAGUUCUCAGGGACAUCUAUCCCCCAUGGGAACAAGCUUGCAGACAACUAAUCCAGGUCAGAACUGUCAAUUUUCAGAUAAAGGAUCCACCCAGAUGCCACAUAAUGUUCUUAGGCCUAUUGGUCGAAGUGAUGGUGCUCCUGUUACUUACCCCAUGAGUUUUCAAGAACCAUUUUUUGCAUACGGCCAAACUGAAAAUGCACUGAUUCAGCGUCCCAAAGGUACACAAGGAGCACCUUCCGGUUCUACCAAUGAUUUAAGUGUGGAUAGUCAACCCCAAAAGUUUGACUUUCGUGUUAGGUCACAUCAUAAGAGAACUGCAGUUGCACCCCAAUCAGCUUCCCAUUGGGUUAAACGCCAGAAGAUGAUUCAUCCAACAGUUCAUCAUUCUAUGCCAAAACCACCUGUGCCUGUAACUUCUCCUCUUGUUCAUCCUUCUAUACCAGUCAGGUCACGGACUCAAUACGCGGGCCCCGUUGCUGCUCGUGUUCCUCCUGUUAUACCGUGUGUAUCAAAUGCUAAAGCGCGUGUUCCUGUAGCAAGUGCCCCUGCUGUUUCUUAUAUUAAAUGGAAAGAUCCCAAUGCAACUUCUAAACCGAGUGGACACAAGUGCUUUUUAUGCAAGAGGGACGUUGCUUUCACAUCAGAAGGCGACGUAUUCCAACCUGCGGUGCCACCACCCGUUGCAGUUCUACCAUGUGGGCAUACAUUUCAUGAUCAAUGCUUACAAAACAUCACUCCUGAUGACCAAGCUAAAGAUCCGCCUUGCAUUCCUUGCGCCCUCGGUGAAAAUUAGGUCGCAUUCUUACCCAAAUUUUACAUGGGUUAUAUUAUGGUCAUAUAGAUAUAAUAUUUAAGGGACAGUUUUUUUGGUGGGUGAUAAGAGGGAAGUAAAUGUAUUAUUAUGUAUAUACAUACAGAGAAGCGAUAUUUAAUAUUAAGCCAGAUGGGAUUGUGCUAAUGCACCAUUAAGUAUUAAUAACUAUGCUAUAUUGGAUGUUUGUGGCUUUAGAAUUUUGAUAUUACUUAGUUGAAAUGUUUAGUUAACUGAUUU
Molecule: messenger RNA, 2607 nt
Organism: Helianthus annuus (common sunflower)
Lineage: Eukaryota; Viridiplantae; Streptophyta; Magnoliopsida; Asterales; Asteraceae
Exons: 8
Coding region: 16-2349 (777 amino acids)
Source: RefSeq, a predicted model, not a curated record